Messenger RNA from Helianthus annuus (common sunflower), 741 nucleotides. Its product is annotated as putative F-box protein At1g50870. Gene Ontology annotation, molecular function: protein binding. The record is from RefSeq and is a predicted model, not a curated record. The coding region runs from base 1 to 741 and encodes 246 amino acids. The transcript has a single exon. NCBI's taxonomy places the organism in Eukaryota, Viridiplantae, Streptophyta, Magnoliopsida, Asterales, Asteraceae.
AUGGAAACCCUAGAAGAAGAAUCGACGAAGACGACUGUUGAUCCAUUGAAGAAGACCAACGCAAAUAUCUCAUUACCAACUGAAGUCAUUGAAGAAAUCUUGUUUAGACUCCCUGUCAAAUCCAUACUCCGGUUCAGAUCCCUCUCUAAACCAUGGCUCUCGCGUAUCAACGACCCAUCAUUCACCAAACUCCACUUCACUCGUGCUACUUCUGCCCACCGCUCCGCCUUAUUUAUUUUCGCUUUCGAUCGUUCUACCCGCAAACGACACUUGCUCUCAGCCGCCCAUGACGGUGGUCCCGUCACACAUCUCAUGACGCUCCACGAGUUUGAUUCUGAUUAUAUCACAGCAGCCCAACAUUUGAAUGGGCUAGUAUCUUUUUCUUGCUGGGAAUUUACGAUGGAUUACACUCAAGUUUUUGUGGUUAACCCUAGCACGCAUAAGAUUUUUAAACUCCCACAACACGAUCUGGAUUUUUCAAAGAACCUUUUUGGAACGGGGCAGUACUUAUUUGGGUUUGAUGAGUCUAAAUACGAACAUAAGAUUUUAAUCUUCAGGGAUUUUGUUGUUACAAUGGAGGUUAUGAUUUACUCUAUGUCAAAUUAUUCAUGGAGAAAGAUCAUUGUAGAGCCUCCUAUUGGUUUUACUUGGGAUCUGCUGUACUAUAGCACCAAAUGUGGUGUUUGUGUCAAUCGUGUAGUGCAUCUAAUGCUUCAAGAAUCGUAUGACAUUUUGACUUGA